Molecule: messenger RNA, 4098 nt
Organism: Psylliodes chrysocephalus
Lineage: Eukaryota; Metazoa; Arthropoda; Insecta; Coleoptera; Chrysomelidae
Source: the annotation of a GenBank genome assembly
AUGUCUCGACCAAAAAGAUCCAUCAACAAAAUUCCAAUAAUCGAAGAUAGUGAUAGCGAAGGUGAAGGGAGCCCAGAGAAGAAAUUAAAACUUUCAUCAGAAGAAAAAAAUGUAACAUCAAAAAAUAUUGCAAAAGAUGAAAAUGAUUCUUCUUCUAGUGAGAGUGACAUAGAAAAUUAUUUACAGCCGAUAGAUAAACUAGAUUUCUCCUCAUCGUUUUUCAAUUUGCAAAAAUCAAAAGAAAAAGAAUUUGAUAAAAUCGAGAAAAAUAUUUUUGAUGGAGUAUCAAGGUUAUCUGACUCAGAAUCUGAACAAGAAAUUGAUGAGAAUGCUUCUAAAAAUAACACUGUUGCACCUAAACUAAAUUUUCAACAACUAGAAGACUUUACAAGAAAACUAGAAGAAGCUAAACUAGAGGUAGAAAAAUAUAAUGCAAAAAAGAAGAUAGUUGAAAAAAAACUGGAUAUAACAAACUUACUGGCAGCUGGGGAAAGCAAGCAACUAAGUUUAGAAAACAUAAGAGAAGAAGAUCUACAUUCUAGUGAUUUUGAAACCACAGAUGAAGAAUGGGAAGAAGUAAAAGUAAAAGAUACCCCUGAAGAAAAAUCAGUAGUUCCUCAACAAAGUAUUGAAAUCAGAGUAGGGGACAUGCCAAAUCAUGUUAAGAAAAAGAAAGGUCUAGAUCUUAUAGCAGCAAUGAAGAGACGGCUUAAUAGAAUAAGAAAAGAAAACCAAAUAUAUAUUCACAAAGUGCAUUUGCUUUGUUGGAUUGCACAUGGUAAUUUUCUAAACUCUGUGAUAAACAGUUCUGAUAUACUUACUCAAAGUUUAUCCCUAUUACCUUCAGAAAAAAGUUUUCCAGCAGAUAGGCCAGAUUUAGGGUAUCUUGAACAAAUCGUUCAGUGGUACAAGAAAAGUAUCAGGUUAACAGACAAAUCUCUAUCACAGGAACUUACCUUGGAAAAUUCUUUGAAACUGCAAAUAAAGAAAAAGGAAGCAUUUAAUAAGAAUUGUUUUGUUUUAAUUUUUAUUGCAAUAUUGAGGGCUUUGGGUCUACAAUGCAGAUUGGUUUUGUCUUUUCAAGUUGAACCACUUCGACCUCCUAACAGUGAAAUGCACUCAUUAUCAACUAAAGAAAGUGAUAAAAAUAAGAGCAAAAGUUCUUCAAGUACGAAUAAAUCAGUAUCUGAAACCAGCAAUCUUAAUAAAUCAAAUAUUACUAAAGUAGUAUCCAAAGCAAAAAAAAAAUCUGACAUGAACAAAAGUAAAGUCAGUUCUAAAACUAACAGUAGUAGUUUGAAGAGUACUUUAAGCAGUAUAAUUGAUAAAAAAGACAGAAAGGAUUCAAUCAAAACCAAGGAAAGUAAACCUACUGACAAACAACCAAAUUUAAAUAAGUUGAAAGCCAGUUCAAGUUCUGGCAAAGGUAACACUACAGCAAAAAAAGAAGAUCAUAAGCAAAAGAACACCCGAAAAAGUACUAUAAAAGAAAGUUGUUCCAUUAAAGAAGAAUGUACAAAAAUUGAUGAACAAAAUAAAAAAACCAAUAAUACUAAAAAUAAAGACAAUUCUUCAUCAAAUAAGGAAGAUAUAAAACAAACAUCUAAAAAAAAAUCAAUUGAAGAGAAUAAGCCUACCAGUACAAGAACUUCUGGAAGAAUAAAAGAUAAUGAAAAGAAUUUGGAAGAACGAAGGGUAAAAGAUAAUAUAAAUAAAGAAGGUAUUCAAAAAGGUCCAAGUAGGCAGACAAAGAAGAACAAAGAAUCUACUGAACAAGAUGUCACUAAGGAACCUGGUUCAAAAGGAAGGAAAUCUGUUGAAACAAGUAAAAAUAUUUUAUCUAUAGAGCAAAAGAAACUCAGAUCUAAAAGUACAACUAACAUUGAAGAAAAAACAAAAAAGUCUGCAGACAAAAAUAAAGAUAUUUUAAUAGUUGAGGAUAUAAAACCUAGGAAGUCUAUGAGUGCUGCAUCUGAGAAAAGUACUAAUACCAAACCUAAAAAAGAUAUAAAAUUAAAACUUCCCAGUGUUAAAAAAAGUGAGUCAGAAGAUUUAUUACCACAGUUAGAUGGUUCAAGCACACUAAAAAAACAUAAAAAUAAAGAAUCUACUGAACAAGAUGUCGCGAAGGAACUUGCGUCAAAACACAUUGUCAAAGAAAGUAAAUCUGUUGAAAUAAGUAAAGCUAUUUUAUCUAAAGAACAAAAGAAACCCAGAUCUAAAAGUGAAACAAACAUUGAGGAAAAAACAAAGAAAUCUACUAACACAAAUAGACAUACUUUAACUGUUGAAGAUAUGAAACCUAGGAUGAUUAAGAGUGGUUCAUCUGAGGAAAGUACAAAGAAAAAACCGAAAAAAGCUAUUAUAAAAAUAAAACUGCCUAAGAUUCCUAGAAUCGAAUCAAAAGAUAUGAUACCACAGUUAGAUGGAGCUAAUGAUGAUGAAAAACCUAAAAGAAUAUUGAAAAAAGAUAAAGUUCAUUUAGAAAAAUUAAACAAAAUGACUGAGGGUAAGAAGGUUUGUAAAUCAAAAACCCAUAGCAAGCGUAUAACAUCAUCAUUUAAUGAUGACGAUUCUGAGAGUGAGUUCUCUCCUAGUCCUUUAAAAAAAUCCCCACAAAAAGGAAUAAAUUUUUCAAAAUUAAAAUCAUCAGCUUCUACUUCAUCAUUUUCAAAUUCGUUUGAUGUCAAAAGCGAUAUCAUAAAUUUAAUAAAAGGCCGUAUUAAAGAGCAAAAAGUUGUGGACUCAAGGAAAUUGGCUACUAAAAGAAAAAAUGAAUACAACGACAGUGACUCUGAUAGCGACUAUAUGCCAGAACCUAUUAAAAAGAAACCUCACGAUAGUGACAGCGAUAUUGAUUAUUUUGUGCCUAAACCAAAGGUUAAAAAAAGGAUACGGGUAAAGAAAGAAGGGGAAAAAUUAAAGGUUUUAUCAAGUGAUGAUGAAGUGGAAAAAAAGAAGAAAAAGGGAAUUAAUAUUUGGUUGGAAGUGUUUCUAGAAGCUGAAGAAAAAUGGAUUACCGCCGAUGUUGUAAGAGGACAAGUUCACUGCGUCAAUGAAUUAUUUAUGAGGGCUUCUCAUCCAGUCAGUUAUGUAGUAGCCUGGAAUAAUGAUAAUACUUUAAAAGAUGUCACAAUGCGGUAUUGCAAAAAUUUUAACACAGUUACACGAAAACUUCGAACAGAUGCAAAGUGGUGGGAAGAUUCUUUAAAACCGUUUUUGGAAAAGAGCUCACCAAGAAGUACAGAAGAAGACGGUGAUCUAAGUAGGCAACAACUUGAUCAACCACUACCAACAACUAUAUCUGAAUACAAAAAUCAUCCUCUAUACGCACUUAAAAGGCAUAUUCUAAAAUUUGAAGCAAUAUAUCCUGAAGACAUUAUUCCCUUAGGAUAUGUUAGAGGAGAACCAGUAUAUCCAAGGAACUCUAUAUAUACCUGUAAAUCAAGAGAGAUAUGGGUUAAGGAUGCAAGAGUUGUAAAAGCUGGAGAAAAACCUUAUAAAAUUGUGAAGGCCAGACCUAAGUACGACAGACUAUCUAACACUAUGAUCACUGGACAACUUUUGGAACUAUUUGGUAUUUGGCAAACUACAGAUUAUGACCCACCUGUAGCAGAAAACGGUAUUGUUCCUAGAAAUGCAUAUGGUAAUGUAGAACUCUUUAAACCAUGUAUGUUACCAAAAGGAACUGUACUUUUACAGUUGCCCGGUUUGAAUAAAAUAUGUAGAAAAUUAAAUAUCGAUUGUGCAUCAGCUAUAACUGGAUUUGAUUUUCAUGGAGGUUGGAGCCACCCUGUAUAUGAUGGAUUUGUUGUAUGCUCGGAAUUUGAAGAUACUUGUAUAGCUGCAUGGCAUCUAGAACAAGAAGAGAUUGAAAAGAAAGAAAACGAAAAAAUAGAAAAGAGAGUGUACACAAACUGGAAGAAACUCAUUAAAGGUUUACUAAUCCGAGAAAGGUUAAAAGCUAGAUAUGAUUUUGGAGGAGAAACUUCCACAUCAACAGGUGGUAAAGGAAAUAAAAAACCAAAUAAAGGGCCUAGAUUUGCUACAAAGAAACGCAGGGCGCCUAUUAAUGAAUCCGACAGUGAUUCAGAUUGA